Molecule: messenger RNA, 677 nt
Organism: Cuscuta epithymum
Lineage: Eukaryota; Viridiplantae; Streptophyta; Magnoliopsida; Solanales; Convolvulaceae
Source: the annotation of a GenBank genome assembly
GACCCAGCCCCCAAAGAGAGAGAGAAAUAGCUCUGAAAACCCUCCAUCUCCAUAGCCAAGAAAGCUCAAACAAGCAAAGAGCUCAAGGAAGAAGAAAAAGGUUGCAAAAGUAGAGAAAGACCUUGAGAAUAAAGGAACUUGUCAAAGGUGACUUAAAAGCUUUCACAAAGUUUAAAGGGUCGCCGGAGUUAUCGCCGGAGUUCGUCAAAGUUCACCGGAGUUUGGCCGGAGUUCAACCGAGAGGAGUAGAACUUCAUCACGCUCAUUUGAGGUUGAAGCUCAAGCUUGCAUUCUCACCUUGCUCGGUGAAGUAAUCUUAAGGGAGACGUGAAAUGGAGGGUAGGCGCAUGCGGACCAGAAACAAUCCGAGAGGGCAAACACCGAUAGCUUCUGUUGGAGCUAGUCGGGCUGCAUCUCGGAGCUCUAGAGGUGGAAGAGGAGGCCGCGGAGGCCGUGGAGGUCGCGGGGGCCACCGAGCCCAAACAGUGAGUGAUGGCCACGUGAGUUCGGUGUACGAGACUAACACCGAGAACUAUGACUCUACCUAUGUUCCCGAGACGGAGCAUGAUGAGACCCCAUAUGAUGGGGGUGACUUCCACACCGACGAUGAGAACGAUGACGAGAGUGAUGCCCGGUUCGCCCAAAUGGGGGAACUCCUAGAGUGGUAUCAAAAGGAG